AUGGUAGGAUUCGGACUGCGCUUGAAGACGCACUUCACUUGGCUUCCCAAAGUUGUGGAGCUGGUGUUUCGGGUGCACCGCUGGCGCAAUGUCAAUCAUCACGAAGCGCAUGCGCUGAUGGGGUACUUCAGCUCUCCAUUCCGCAGUGCCCUCGUGCUGUCCUACGACGGUGGGGGCAACGAUGGAGUCUUCAACGUCUUUCUGGCGAGAGGCCAGGACUUGUGGCGGAUUGCUCGCAAGCCCCUGAACCUGGGAACUGGGUAUCACCGGCUGGCCAGUUAUUUACCGCAGGUGACGGGUGCAAGUGAGGUGGGGCUGGUGGCUUGCGCGGCCUUGGAGAAGGAGGGUGAUUGGAUCGACCUGAAAUACAGCUUCGGGGACACGCUGGCCCUGGGCUUUGCGGGCAAAUUGAUGGGCUUCUCCGGCCUGUCGGCCCCCAGCAAGGAGGUGAGUCCUUGGAUCCGGCGUUUCUACGAGCGCCUGGAGCAUCGACAAAACGAGGUUCCCCGUGCCAUGCUGGAGAAGAUCUGCGAAGGGGAGACUGGUGCGCGAGAGGUCGCCGCCUCCAUCCAGGAAGAGUUUGCUCACAUCGUCCGCGAGGUGCUGGUGGACUACCUCGCAGAGCUGGAGCGCAAGAGGGUCAGUGUGGAGGGCAUUGUGUUGACUGGCGGCUGUGCUUUGAAUGUGGUGGUGAACCAGCAGGUGCGUGACACCCUGACUGAAGCGACAUCAGAACGGCCAAAUCCACUGAAGCCCCAGGACGUGUAUGUGCCGCCAGCUCCUAACGACUCGGGGCUCACGGUCGGAGGGGUCUGGGCAGUGUCGCCACCAGCGGGGCCGAGACAGAAGCUGCAGUACCUUGGCUUCCCCCUUUUCGACAAAGAAGUCUUGCAGAGCGCAGCAGAAGAGCGCAAAGCCCAGCGCCUCUCUGCACUGGGCGGCGUGGACUUCUUGGCGCAGCUCCUUACCGGAAAGGAGAGCUCGGGCCGGAGGCCCCGGAGGCCCAUCGUGGCCAUCGUGCGGGGGCGGCAAGAGUUCGGGCCGCGGGCCUUGGGACACCGGUCUCUCCUGGCGGUGCCCGACUCGCCGGAUCUGCGUGAUCGGAUGAACCGACUCAAGUUCCGGCAGUGGUACAGGCCGGUAGCGCCGAUGAUUGCAGAAGAGGGCCUCGAGGAGGUUUUCGGGCACAAGUACGUGUCUCCCUCCAUGGAGUUCGCCCCGUUUGUGAGGGAGGAAGUGCGGGAGCGCUUCCCUGCGCUUGCGCACUUCGACGGCACAGCCCGGCAUCAGUCGGUGAGCAAAGCAGAUGAACCCUGGGUUCAUGCCCUCCUGCUAGCCGUCGGCAACCGGACUGGACUGCCUGCACUGAUCAACACGAGCUUCAACUCCCGUGGCAAACCAAUCGUCAACACGGUGGCGGAGUCCUUGAAGAUGCUGGACGAGCUGGCCGACCUGGACUACUUGCUAAUCGAGGACUGGCUGUUCCGCGCCCCGGCAGGGAAGCCCGCCAUCAGCAGCGAGAUACCGAGAGCAGCGGUGGAAUGGUUCUCUCCUCGCUGA
Symbiodinium sp. CCMP2456 is the source of this 1560-nucleotide messenger RNA. The record is from the annotation of a GenBank genome assembly. Lineage: Eukaryota; Dinophyceae; Suessiales; Symbiodiniaceae.